Molecule: messenger RNA, 2222 nt
Organism: Mercenaria mercenaria
Lineage: Eukaryota; Metazoa; Mollusca; Bivalvia; Venerida; Veneridae
Product: beta-1,3-galactosyl-O-glycosyl-glycoprotein beta-1,6-N-acetylglucosaminyltransferase-like
Exons: 3
Coding region: 194-1498 (434 amino acids)
Cellular component (GO): membrane
Molecular function (GO): acetylglucosaminyltransferase activity
Source: RefSeq, a predicted model, not a curated record
CCCUUGACCGAACUAUAAUAAACAAGCGAUACCUUCUGAAUAUGAAGAACACUUUUGCAUGGGUUUCACGAGAAUACCUUGCUAAAAUUUGUUACAUGUACUAGGAUUGUGUACAUUAUAUGGGACAUUCCAACAACGGAACUGAGAUACCAAUUUGUAUACAAUUCAUAAAAGCAUCCGGUUUUGUCCAGAGAUGAAACGAAAGUGUUUCCGCUGGCGAUCACCGCUUCUGCUAGCGAUCGUCUGCAUUCUUAUACACAUUUACCGACAUUAUUUAAAAAAUGCUGACGCAGCCUUAAUGCCGUCAUUGACAAAGAGAAGUCUUAAACGACUUGUACAAGAUGUAAACUGUGCUGCUAUCUUGAACGGUGACAAGUCAGAAAUCAACAAAGCAAUAAAAUUGAUGAAGACUGGGAACUACUCGCGUAAACGGAUUGCAGAUAAAGACUAUAUUCAGCUUACGACAAACUGUGCUGUUUUUAAAAGCAGUCGAGGAUAUUAUAACCUUGUUUCACCAGAAGAGGCAGAAUUUCCUGUCGCUUAUAGCAUACUACUGUAUAAAGAUGUUGAACAGGCUGAGCGAUUACUACGCGCAAUUUAUACACCGCAAAACUACUUUUGUUUGCACGUUGAUGCUGAUUCUAAACAAGAAGUACAUGAUGCCGUCCAGGGCAUUGCAAAAUGUUUUGAUAACGUUUUUGUUGUUUCUAGAAAAGAAUUCAUAGUCUACGCGGGUUUUACGAGGUUACAAGCAGACAUAAACUGUAUGGAGAAUUUGUUACAGAGUGGACAAAAUUGGAAAUACUUUAUUAACUUGCCAAGUCAAGAAUAUCCAUUGAAAACGAACAAAGAAAUAGUAAAAAUAUUGAGAAUUUAUAACGGAGCAAACGAUAUUGAAGGUUUGACUGGCAGACGGAAGUUGACAUUUCGAUACAAAAAUCGGUUUGUUUAUAAACAUAUUGAUAAUAGUACCAAACCAAAAUCAUUUAAAAUAAAACAGAUAAAAGACGCGCCACCUUAUAACAUAACUGUUGUAAAAGGUAGUGCUUAUGGUAUAUUUAGCCGAGAUUUUGUACAUUAUAUAGUAAAUAAUAAAAUUGCACGAGAAUUAUUAGACUGGUUCAGAGAUGUACUCAGUCCAGACGAGUAUUAUUGGGCGACAUUGAACUUCAACCAUCACAUUGGGACACCAUGCUCAUAUUACAAAGGCAAGCCAGAUAAUAAACCAUGGCUGGCAACGUUUGCAGCAUGGGGCGGGGAAAACCCAUGUCACGGAAAACUCGUGCGUAGAGUAUGUGUGUUUGGGGUCGGUGACUUAAAGGCCCUCUCUAGUAAACACCAUCUGUUUGCAAAUAAGUUCCACAUAAAUUACCAACGGUAUGCUUUAGACUGUAUGGAAGAAUGGCACUACAAUAAAACUGCUGAAGGAGAUUUAAAAUCUUUAAACAUUUCAUAUUAUGAAUCACUUUCGUUUAUAAAGAGAGAUACAGGGAGAUAACACAAACGGAAAAUAGUUAUUAUAAGUACAAGUGCAGCAAGAAAACAAUGAGCUGAUAUAUACAACUGCUAUAACUAGCUAAAUGAGGUUUUCUGUGGUCAGCAAUAAUGGUCGCAAGUAAAUUUUAAUCAACAGAUAUGUGGCUAUUCUAUGCAAUAUACGCAAGAGCUUAUUUACAUCUCUGUAUGGACUGACAUGCUACUUCAUAUCUAUUAUUAUACCGGCUUGUUCAGAGCAUACAUACGGACACUAUGCAAAGAGAUUGUUCGUUACAACUUGCGACAAUUAUGAACAGAAUACUUACAAUGUUGUUCAAGUGCUGUCAAUUAAAUACACCAAUACUGAUUUAUAACAAACUUUGAUAUGUCUAACUAUUCCGCAUAGCUUUCGUGGUUGUUCGCAAUAAACAAUGUUUAAUGCUUCUCCUUUACUGAACAAUUAAAGCAACUAUAUUGCCAAUGUAUAUGUAUAACACUGAUACAAUGUUAUCCAACAGCCAUGUAAUUAUUUUUAUUACUAAUAAUUAAUAAUUUUUGUGUAACUUAAAUCAAUAAUAGGUUUCUGCUAUGCUAAUGAAUAUGAUCUAUAAUGGAUUAUAAUAUAAGAAAUUCUAUCGUUUGUAAAUAUUAUCGUCUUGCAAUAAAUGUAGAAAUUCUGUCGUCAUGCAAAGGGAAGUCACACCAUGUUUUCUCCUCGUCCUAUAAAGGGUCAAAACUGUCACUGA